AUGGCUUCCAUUAGCCCCUCCAAUAAAUUUCUUACCAUACUUCUUACUUUCUUAGCUCUGUUUCUUCUUGUUCAAUCAAGACAAAUCCUUGAUGAUUCAGACACUGAAGCAGUUCUGAUGAUCCAGAAAGGCUUGGGCAUCAUCAUUCCAAGUCAACGCCAUGGCGGCCGGAAGUCUUCUCCAUGCAGUUCUGCCGGGAUAUUCUGCGAAAGGCGAAUCUCAAACAACUCAUAUGUCCUCAGAGUUACUCGGAUAGUAUACAAAUCUCGCCAACUGAAAGGAGUUUUGUCUCCGGCAAUUGGUAAACUUUCUGAGCUCAAAGAGCUCUCCUUACCAAACAACAAACUCGUUGACCAGAUCCCACCAGAGAUUUCCAACUGCCGGAAACUUGAAGUUCUUGACCUGAAGAAUAAUCAGCUUUCGGGUUCUGUUCCGCCGGAGUUGUCAUCCCUGGUUCGGCUUCGGGUGCUGGACCUUUCUCUCAACCAGUUUGAAGGAAACUUGAGGUUCUUGAAGCAUUUUCCCAACUUGGAAAAGAUCUCUUUGGCUGACAACCUGUUUUCUGGUAAAAUCCCUCCAUCCUUGAGGUCAUUUCGGAAUCUUCGGUAUCUUAACGUUUCUGGCAACCAUUUACUAGAAGGUCCCCUGCCUGUACUGAAUGAAGAAGUUGACAGUUCAUUGGCAGAGGUGACCGGAAUUUACAAUGACAACAUUCCAAAACGUUAUGUUUUUGCUGAGAACUCAACCAGAAGAAAUCAGACAUCUGCCCUGCCACCUAAUUCUGGAGAUGGAUUGGGAUCGAAUCUAGGUCCAGCUCCAUCGCCGACUGCAACCAUAACACCUCACAAACAUAAAAAGGGCAAAAAGAAAGUAGCUGCUUGGGCUCUUGGUUUCUUUGCCGGAACUCUAGCUGGGAGUGCAACUGGCCUGCUUGUUUCAGUGGCUGUCAAGAUGCUUAUGUUCUUGAUCAAAGGAGGGAAGAAGGAAAAUGGACCAGCAAUUUUCAGCCCGUUGAUUAAAAAGGCAGAGGACUUGGCUUUCUUGGAGAAUGAAGAGCAAAUGGCAGCACUUGAAGUCAUUGGCAGAGGAGGAAGUGGAGUAGUGUACAAAGCCGAAUUGCCUGGAAGUAACGGCAAGAUGAUCGCAAUAAAGAAGGUGAUGCAACCCCCGAAAGAUGCUGCAGAACUAGCUGAAGAAGAGAGUAAAGCCUUAGGUAAGAAGAUGAGACAGAUCAAAUCCGAAAUUCAGACUGUGGGACAAAUUAGGCAUAGAAAUUUAGUCCCUCUGUUAGCCCAUAUACCACGGCCAGACUGCCACUACCUCGUCUAUGAAUUCAUGAAGAAUGGAAGCUUACAAGACAUAUUGCAAAGAGUUGCAGAAGGAGAAAUGGAAUUGGAUUGGUUAUCCAGGCACAGAAUUGCUUUAGAUUUCGGGCUUGCAAAAGCAAUGCCGGAAGCUUUUACACAUGUUACAUCUUCAAAUGUCGUGGGAACACUCGGAUAUAUUGCACCAGAAUAUCAUCAAACGUUGAAGUUUACCGACAAAUGUGACAUCUACAGCUAUGGGGUAUUGCUGGCUUCUUUGGUGAUGGGAAAGCUCCCAUCUGACCGGUUCUUCCAGGAAACUGAGGAGAUGCGAUUAGUGCAUUGGAUGAGGAAUGUGAUGACUUCUGAAGACCCAAAGAGAGCAAUUGACCCCAAGCUCUUGGGGAAUGGAUAUGAGGAGCAAAUGCUUUUGGUCCUGAAAAUUGCAUUUUUCUGCACUUUGGACAAUCCAAAAGAGAGGCCUAAUAGCAAGGAUGUCAGGGCCAUGCUGUCUCAGAUUAAGCAUGAGCACUAG
Oldenlandia corymbosa var. corymbosa is the source of this 1839-nucleotide messenger RNA. NCBI's taxonomy places the organism in Eukaryota, Viridiplantae, Streptophyta, Magnoliopsida, Gentianales, Rubiaceae. The record is from the annotation of a GenBank genome assembly.